Quercus lobata is the source of this 2706-nucleotide messenger RNA. Its product is annotated as protein NYNRIN-like. Bases 1 to 2706 code for a protein of 901 amino acids. The transcript has 4 exons. Gene Ontology annotation, biological process: DNA integration. Gene Ontology annotation, molecular function: RNA-DNA hybrid ribonuclease activity; nucleic acid binding. Lineage: Eukaryota; Viridiplantae; Streptophyta; Magnoliopsida; Fagales; Fagaceae. The record is from RefSeq and is a predicted model, not a curated record.
AUGUACCCUGAUUUGUAUAAGGGACUAAACUUGAAGCAGGAAGACCUGUCGCCAUACGAUUCCCCCCUGGUUAGCUUUGACGGAAAGGUCGUCAUUCCGAGAGGCUUGAUUAGGUUGCCUGUGCAAACAGACUCAGAUAUAGUAGAAGUGAACUUCAUCGUCGUAGAUGCAUUACUCCCCUUACACAGCUAUCGUGGCCCGGCCAUGGCUUCAUGCACUAGGGGCUGUGUCGUUAACCUUGCACCAAAAGGCAGUGAGGGGCCAGCCACGGAGGUGAACUGUGAGGAGUUGGAGAAAGUACUGGUCGGAUCUGACCCCGAGAGAUUUUUUCAAAUUGGUUCAGAGUUGCCGCCCCGAGAGAAGUUAGCACUAGCAGCUUUCCUCCGACAGAAUAUAGACGUGUUUGCUUGGGACCCCUAUGAGGCUCCCGGGGUCGACCCAGGUUUCAUCUGCUACCACCUUAAUGUGAAUCCGGCUAUAACCCCUAAGCGGCAGGCUCCUCGGCAACCAUCGAAAGAACAUGCCGAGGCCGUGAGAGAAGAGGUCGUAAGACUGAAGAAAGCUGGGGCUAUCAAAGAGGUGAUGCCCUUUGGCCUGAAAAAUGCCGGGUCAACCUAUCAAAGGAUGAUGACCAAGAUGUUUGAACAGCAGAUGGGUAAAAGCGUUGAAGUGUACAUAGACGACAUGGUGGUUAAAAGCAAAGUAGGUCCAGAUCAUCUUGAAGACCUCGGCAAUGUUUUUCAAAUACUGAGAAAGUAUAAGCUACGACUGAACGCAGCCAAGUGUUCGUUUGGAGUGGGAUCAGGAAAAUUCUUAGGUUAUAUGGUGACUCACAGAGGCAUAGAGGUUAACCCUAACCAGAUAAGAGCCAUUCGUAGCUUGCAGCCUCCUCGGAACCCUAAAGAGGUCCAGAAGCUUACUGGUAUAAUAGCUGCUUUAAACCGUUUCAUUUCACGUUCAGCAAAUAGAUGCAGGCCAUUUUUCCUCCUAUUACACAAGUGGAAGGGAUUUGAGUGGAAUGAAGACUGCGCUGUAGCUUUCCAACAGUUAAAGGAGUACCUCGCCCGACCACCAAUUAUGUCCAGUCCAGAUGCCGACGAGGUUUUGUUUGCCUACAUUGCGGUAGCCCCGCAUGCGGUGAGCUUGGUGCUAAUUCGAGAAGACAACGGCACACAGCGACUAGUCUAUUACGUUAGUAAAUCACUGCACGAGGCAAAAACACGUUAUCUUCCCCUCGAGAAGGCUAUCUUGGCUGUCGUGCAGGCCACGCGAAAGCUUCCGCACUACUUUCAAGCACACACUAUGGUGGUGCUAACACAACUCCCCAUAAAGUCUGUCCUACACAGCGCCGAUUACACAAGUAGAAUUGCAAAGUGGGGAACGAUCCUGGGCGCUUUCGAUAUUAGGUACAUGCCUCGUACUGCUGUAAAGGGUCAGGUCCUUGCCGACCUAAUAGCAGAGUUUGCGGAGCCCACGCUAGAGGAACAAAACGUUGCGGGAUCACUAGGGGCUGAUGAGAAGAUGAUCAGCACGGUCUCCCAGCAUGAAAACACCUGGUGGAAAGCGCACGUCGAUGGCGCAGCAAACCAAAGGGGCUCAGGGUUAGGACUUGUCCUGCUCUCACCUGAAGGGAUAACCAUAGAGAAGUCAUUGAGACUCGGGUUUUCAGCCACGAAUAACGAAACCGAAUAUGAGGCGCUAUUGGAGGGAAUGGGAAUGAUCCGAAAAUUGGGGGGAAAAUCCGUAGACAUGUUCUCAGAUUCAAGACUUAUUGUGGGGCAGGUAAAUGGAGAGAUGGAGACAAAGGAUGAAAGAAUGCAAGAGUAUCUAGUUAGGGUUAAGUACCUGCAGACCCAAUUUCAUCACUUCCGCUUGACACACGUACCCAGAAGUGGGAACACUCAUGCUGAUUCUCUCGCGACGUUGGCUACCUCCUCGGCUCAAUCCCUACCUCGGGUUAUUCUGGUAGAAGAGAUCCUCCGUCCACUAACUGAGAAGGCCAAUGGGGUUGGAAUACAUAACAUCAGGGCAGGACCGAGCUGGAUGGACCCUAUCGUUCUGUACUUAAAGCAUGACACCUUGCCUGAUGAUAAGGUUGAGGCUGGCAAAAUCAGGAGAAAAGCAACUCGAUUCUGGUUGUCAGAGGACUCCAAGCUUUACAGACGCUCGUUCUCAUGGCCAUAUUUGCUGUGUGUGCACCCAGAGGCUGUAGAACUCAUCCUGGAAGAGUUGCACGAAGGAAUUUGCGGAAGUCACACGAGGGGUAGGUCUUUGUCUCACAGAGCCUUAACGCUGGGUUAUUGGUGGCCGAGCAUGCAUAAGGAAGCCCUGGAUUAUGUGAAGAAGUGCGACCAAUGCCAAAGAUUCGCUCCGAGCAUACACCAGCCUGGUGGAAAGCUAAACCCAUUGUCCAGUCCCUGGCCAUUUGCGCAAUGGGGCCUAGAUAUACUUGGUCCGUUCCCCAAGGCAACAGGGAACAGAAAAUUUCUUCUCGUCGGCACCGACUACUUCACCAAAUGGUUUGACAGCAAAGCCUUCAGAAGAUACUGCAGUGAGCUAGGAAUUGUUAACCGGUACUCCACGCCAGCUUACCCCCAGAGUAAUGGACAAGCGGAAGCCGUCAAUAAAACUAUAAUGAACGGACUGAAAAAGAGACUAGAUGACGCAAAAGGAAGAUGGGUAGAGGAGUUAGCCCAUGUCUUGUGA